This is a messenger RNA of Aspergillus versicolor CBS 583.65, 2102 nucleotides long. RefSeq lists its product as uncharacterized. The record is from RefSeq and is a predicted model, not a curated record. NCBI's taxonomy places the organism in Eukaryota, Fungi, Ascomycota, Eurotiomycetes, Eurotiales, Aspergillaceae. The coding region runs from base 174 to 1904 and encodes 576 amino acids. The transcript has a single exon.
CUCCAGCUAACCUGAACAAUGCUGGAUCUUCAUUGCCCAGCGUCAAUGCCUCUCUCCUGUUGUGGCCCUGUUCCCACUCGACACAUUUUUCAUUUCCGGGUUUCCUCCCGAGUGGACUGGCCUCUUUUUGACACAUUUAAAGAGUUAAGACGCCCCCGGCUUGAGAUGUGUCCAUGAUCAUGGCCCUGCAGUGGUCGACCCAGCUCUUGCAGGCUGUCCCUGCCAUUGCAGCUCUGCAAUGGUCGCCGUGCACAUCCGGCCCAGCCCUCGACUGCACAACCCUCACCGUCCCCCUCGAAUAUGCCGACCCUGACAAUGGCCAUCUCGCGCAUAUCCCCCUCGCGCGGUUCAACGCCACAGUCCCAGCAUCCCAGCGCAAGGGCCAUCUCCUCACAAACCCCGGCGGCCCAGGCUCAUCCGGCAUCGACUUCCUCGUCAAUGGCGCCGGCGAGGCAAUCUCCAACAUCACAGGCGGAUUCUACGACAUCGCCUCCUGGGAUCCACGCGGCGUAGGCUCAGCAAGACCCUUACUACAAUGCUUCAACUCCACCGGCGAAGAGAUCGAAGCAGCCGACUCAGUCGCCGGCGCCGCAAACAUCGAAUACUCCCAGCUCACAAACCAGAGCUACAUGCCUGAAUUCUACUCCGGCAUCCAGGACUACGACGCGCAGGUCGCGCCUCUCGCAAACGCAUGCGCCCAGCAUAACUCCACAGCACUCUACACCUCCAGCGCCGCCUACGUCGCGCGAGACAUGGCCGCCAUCGCCGACGCCCUAGAGGGCAAGGACAACGCAACACUAAACUACUGGGGCUUCUCAUAUGGGACGAUCUUCGGCGCGGAAUUCAUCCAGACGUUCCCCGAGCGCGUGGGGCGCAUUGUCUUCGACGGCGUCUUUGACCCCGAGGCAAACGCAAAGACAUACGCAAGUCAACUGCCCAACGACGAGCUGUUCGUGCGCGAUGCAAUCGACGACCUGGUUGAAUUCUGCACCGACGCGGGGCCGGAUGGGUGCGCUCUGAGUAGACCUCAGGGAGCCCUAAAUAGUACAUUGGACAUCAGAAAGCGUCUUGCGACUCUGCAGGCCUCUCUAUAUGAAUCCCCCGUUCUAGUCCCGGACGGCUCGUUUUCGAUCGAUGUCAGCACCUUUUCUUUCUUCAUGUACUCAUUCAUUAAACUGCCGACUACCUGGCCGGCGGUUGCAUCUGCCGUUAGUGCACUGGAGACUGGCGAUGCAGGACCCCUCGCAGAUCUUCUCACAGACGGAAUGGGAUCUGGCUCUGUAACGAACUACUCUGCUCCAGAUACAGGGUCCCUAGCUGGGUGGCCUUUGCAGUGCAUCGACAACGCGCCGACAAACCACAUGACCGUGCCUGAACUGGCCAAGUUAGUCCUGAAUAUCUCCCUUGCAGAGAAAACGCCCUGGCUGAAUGCUGAUCUGGCGACACUGUCCUUCUGCCGGAAUUUCCCAAAUAAAAGGGCCAGAGUGUCGAAUCUCGGUGCUGGGAUGCUGAAAUCCGGCCGCACGGAUAGAAUACUCUCUGCCCGGGAUACACCGGUUUUGAUUGUGAAUGCGCUGCAUGAUCCCAGUACGCCUGUGACAUCUGCUCAGAGACUGAAUGGCUGGCUGGGUUCGUCUUCGCGGCUUGUUAUGAGGCGUGGGCCUGGGCAUACGAGCAUGAGUCUUGCAUCGCUGGGUCUGGUAAGCGCCAUUCGAGAUUAUCUUCUUGAUGGGGAACUGCCUGUUACGGAUGUGCAUGAUGUGAGUCAGUUGGUGUUUGAUAGAGAGAUUGAUCAGGAUACCAUGACUCCUGAUCCGGUGUUUAAUGGGACGUAUACCGAUGAGGAGACGAUGCUGCUGCAGUCUACUUAUGAGAUCUUUCUGGCGUUUUUGAGUUUGCCAUAGAUACGUAUCAUACAAGAAUAGAAUAGAAAAGACAGUCUUCGUACAUACAGAACGGCCCGUUCUCAACGGCUCUGCACAUACAAGCAAUAAGCCCCAAUAUCACAGAGAACCGCCGCACCACCACCAAGAAGUAACGCCGGCGUAAGUGGCAACGCUCCAUCGCAAUAACACCACCAACAAGCCAAAACGUCCAGUGCA